UUAGGUUGUAGUUAAGAUGCUUUAAUCUAAUUACACAAGUUGCGUCCAUUUUACUCGAAUUUCUAACAAUUCCUAGUCCUUGUACCAUUUCGACUGUGAAAAAAAUUAAAAUAAUCCUUGUCCCAGUCGAUUUAGGACUACGUGGUAUACACACACACACACACACAUGUAUAUAUACAUACUUUGUCAUCCCAUAUAGCUCACACAACCCCUCUAUAUUUUCCCAUUUUAUUGCCCAACGUUACUAUUAAUUCAUACUUAGAAGCAUGUCGAUAUACACCCUAGUCAGCCAAAGAAGAAACCCCUACAUUAACCAACCCCAGCUUCCACCAGAUGUGCUUCCGAUCAACUUUAAAUUUUACAAGUUACUCGCACACGUAGGAUCUUUGAUUAAUGAAGAUGGUAUUGAUCUUGCUUCAGUAAUAGUUAUACAACCAACCCUUGUAACGCAAGAAACCAUUAAUGUCGAUCGUACUACGCUAUUGUCUGAUUCUACUAGAGCGCUCGUGGGUGACGUGCUUUCCAGCAUGCUCGUUCCUGAACACGAACUUCCAGCAAUUACUGAAGAAGUAUUCCACAAACUUGCUGGAUUAUCAAGUUCGAACUUGAGCAAUGCUAACAACACCACCAUGCUGCCUAUUUUUGUGGGCAUAAUUGAUGCGAAUUUGCUGAUGCACUCUGUCGGUAGUGAUCCCAUUACCUCGCUGGCCGAUUGGGUUGCGAUGUCGUCGAUGCAAACGUACGAGGCCAGACCUAUUCCUGCAGAUGAAUCGUCCAUUGAGAAUUUGGAGAAAGUGAUAUUUGGUGAAGAAGGUACGAGAGAGCAGCAGCAAACAUCGUGUGUUAUUUGCAUGGAGGACUUUGAGGAUGGUGUUCAAGUUAGUCGCUUGCCUUGCUCGCACUUUUAUCAUGAAGAUUGUAUUGGUCAGUGGUUGAAGACUAGUCACUUGUGUCCCUUGUGCCGAUACCCAAUGCCUCAUGCUUAA
Molecule: messenger RNA, 986 nt
Organism: Pyrus x bretschneideri (Chinese white pear)
Lineage: Eukaryota; Viridiplantae; Streptophyta; Magnoliopsida; Rosales; Rosaceae
Product: probable E3 ubiquitin-protein ligase RHY1A
Exons: 1
Coding region: 267-986 (239 amino acids)
Source: RefSeq, a predicted model, not a curated record